AGGGGAACGUACCGUUUCUCCCACAGAAAUCAAUCCCCUCCUCCUUUUUGCCCAUCGCUGCUUCGGUUUGAACCCGCCGCCGCCGCCAUGGCUCGCACCAAGCACCCGGCGGUGAGGAAGUCGAAGCCGGAGCCCAAGAAGAAGCUCCAGUUCGAGCGCUCCCCGCGGAGGCCGUCGGCGCAGCGCGGUGGCGCGGAUACCUCGGCCACGAGGAGCGCGCGGACUGCGGCCGGAACGUCGGCCGAAGAAGGGACGCCUGGACAGCAGUCGAGGCAGAGGAAGCCACACCGAUUCCGUCCAGGCACAGUAGCUCUGCGGGAGAUCAGGAGAUUCCAGAAAUCGACCGAACUGCUUAUCCCAUUUGCGCCAUUUUCCCGUCUGGUGAGGGAGAUCACUGAUUUCUAUUCCAAGGAUGUGACGCGCUGGACUCUUGGAGCUCUCCUUGCACUGCAAGAGGCAGCAGAAUACCACUUAGUGGAUUUAUUUGAAGUAGCAAAUCUCUGCGCCAUCCAUGCUAAGCGUGUUACCAUCAUGCAAAAGGACAUACAACUUGCCAGGCGUAUCGGUGGACGGAGGCCAUGGUAGUAAUGAAGGGAUCAACUUGCCGGCCAGCAAAUUUGUUUUUAGUCUUGCAGCAUGAUGGACAAGGAGCGAUCUGUACCGCUUGUUAACGUCUUAGGUAGUGUAGAUGUAUCUUCACAUAGGGAUCAACCUACCCUUUGUUACGUUCUAAUUCGGCUGAUGUUAGGAUUUAGCUUUGCUUCAUUCCGACUGGUCCAAUUUAGAAUUUCAGCAAACAGUCGAUUGUGAAAUUUUAACCUGUAAUUGUUGUGUUGAUUGCACUGAGUUCCUCUCGCAUGCUUCUUCCAUGAGUUACACCAGAUAUUGCAACGGCUGUUUUAAGAACCCUGUGCUCAAGGACCUGCAGUUGACCCAGAUAGCUGUUGAG
This is a messenger RNA of Oryza brachyantha (malo sina), 949 nucleotides long. Its product is annotated as histone H3-5-like. The coding region runs from base 88 to 585 and encodes 165 amino acids. The record is from RefSeq and is a predicted model, not a curated record. The transcript has 7 exons. Gene Ontology annotation, molecular function: DNA binding; structural constituent of chromatin; protein heterodimerization activity. Gene Ontology annotation, cellular component: nucleosome. NCBI's taxonomy places the organism in Eukaryota, Viridiplantae, Streptophyta, Magnoliopsida, Poales, Poaceae.